Molecule: messenger RNA, 3097 nt
Organism: Solanum tuberosum (potato)
Lineage: Eukaryota; Viridiplantae; Streptophyta; Magnoliopsida; Solanales; Solanaceae
Product: disease resistance RPP13-like protein 4
Exons: 2
Coding region: 253-2880 (875 amino acids)
Biological process (GO): defense response to other organism
Molecular function (GO): ADP binding
Source: RefSeq, a predicted model, not a curated record
CAAUUCUUAACUUUUUGAAAUCGUUAUUUCAAAUUUCAAAAAUCCAUAAAAUUAAAAUAUUGUGGGUAAGUAUACAUGUUCUCUCACCAAAAGUAGAGUGAUUUAUUCCUACUAGUAUGCUAUUUUGAGUUUCUUACCUAUCAUACUCUUAUUCAUGAAGUUUGCUGAAACAAAGAUAAUUUUGGUCUGAUUAUUUAAUUUGGCAGCUGAUUUCUGCACUUCUUUACCCUGAGCUCUUAAUUCAGACCAAAAAUGAUUGAAGAAGCGUUACUUAAUGUGACUCUUCAGCUCCUAAUCAAGGAAUUGUUUGACAAAGUUGAUUCUCAAAUUCAAAAGGUUCUUGGAUUUGAACAUGAGUUUCAGAAGAUGAAGUCAGACCUUGAAUUUUUGCAAGCAUACCUCGGAGAUGUGGACAGGCACAAAGAGAAGUACAAGACUGUUGAGGCUGCCUCUACGAAACUAAGAGAACUGAUUUACAGAAUAGAUGAUUUGGUCAGUGACUGCCAAAACCGAGUAGAAUAUGAAAAUAUGAGAAGCAGAUUUUUGUCUGCUAUUUCUCUACGUGGAAAGAAUUUCCGUAUUCAGGUUGGAAAGAAGUUGGCAGAAAUCAAUACGGAUAUAGCGAGUAUGCGUGAAACUUUGAACUACAUUCCCUCUUUGAUUAGUCUAUGUAAAAGUGAAGAGGCUGGCAGUAGUGGUGGUGAUAGUAGUUGGGGUAGGGUGCGAUGGACAUCAGACAUCAUCGAUGAAUCUCAGACUGUUGGCUUAGCUGAAGAUACCAAGACACUGAAAAAGUGGAUCCUUCCUUGCAACGGAUCGUUACAACUCAUUGCCAUUGUGGGGAUGGGAGGUCUGGGCAAAACCACACUUGCCCAAAAGAUUUACAACGAUAGAGAAGUGUGUUCACGCUUUCACGUGAGAAUUUGGGUUUGUAAAUCAACUUUUGGUGAGCUUGAUAUCAUGAAGGGUAUUCUGGAGCAACUCAAAAUGGAUGAUCACAUUUCAUCAGAUAGAAAUGUGUUGUUGAAGAGAAUUCAUGAAGCACUUUCGAACAAAAAGUACUUAAUUGUCAUGGAUGAUGUCUGGAGCAUUGAUGACGGGUGGUGGAAACGGAUCUUAGAAGGACUUCCCAAAACAGAGAAGCAGGACAGCUGCAUCAUUGUUACAUCUAGAAAUGAAGAUGUUGUUAAGAGAAUGGGAGUCGAGGAAGAACAGAUUCAUCGACCCAAGUUGCUUUCUGAGAAAGAGGGCUGGUUGUUAUUUUGCAAGGUUGCAUUUGCGUCAUCCAAGGGAAAAUGCAAGGAUAUUGAACUAGAACAUGUUGGACAAGACAUUCUGAAGAAAUGUUGUGGUCUUCCCUUAGCAAUCAAGACAAUUGGAGGUCUGUUGUCAUCAAAAGGUCAGUUAUAUUCCGAGUGGAAGAAGGUAUAUGAAGAUUUGCCUCAUAUAUUGGCAGAUGAAAGCAAGAGCAAUGAUUCUUUAAUGGCUACGUUGCAACUAAGUUAUGAUGAGCUCCCUCUUCAGCAAAAGCAAUGUAUUCUAUGUUUUGCAAUUUAUCCGGAGGAUUAUGAGAUCGACGUUGAUCAACUGGCAAAUUGGUGGAUAGGAGAAGGAUUCAUUCACAAGAAAGGGACAAAAACUCCAAGAAAAAUGGCUCUUGAAUGUUUAUCAGAAUUGAUAAGUCGAUGCCUCGUUGAAGCUGUGAGUAAAAGAAACUAUGACGGGAGAGUUUACAGUUGCAAGAUGCAUGACAUGAUUCGAGAAAUGAUAAUUAGAGUUGCAAGAGAAGAGAGCUUUUGUAGUUUAGAUGAGAAUAAUACAAACAUAGCCACAAUCCACUCUCGCCGUUUGGGUGUCACAAAUGAAACAUUGCUGCAACCUUUGGAUGGAAACUCAAAGUUAAGGGCACUUCUUCUCACCAAAGCCAAUUACAUUGGCUUCACUAAGAAGAUUGCAUUGGCUCAAGUCAAGUCUCUCCGGGUUUUAGACCUCUCACACCUUAAGUUUAAGGAGAAUUCCGAAUUUUGUGAAGAUGAUAUUUGGCGUUGGAUCACAUCUUUGAAACGCCUAACCUAUUUGAGUUUUCGAGACGUGGAAAAUUUGACCAAACUGCCACGAUCCAUCAAGAAGCUAUGGGGCCUCCAAAUUUUGGUACUUGGUGAAUGCAUCAACUUAAAACAGCUCCCUAGAUCAAUCACCCUUCUUCCAAAGCUGGUUGUCUUGGAUGUGGGGAAUUGUACCUCUCUUUCUUAUCUACCACGCGGACUCUCCAAGCUCGUCCAUCUUCAAGAAUUGUAUGGCUUCAAGAUACCUGAUGCUACGGUAUCAAAUGCAUGUCACUUGCGUGACCUAAAGGAUCUUAGUGAACUUCGAGUAUUACAAUUGGAUGUCAUGGAAGGAAGCAUGAUAGAGGAAGACGAACUACCAGUACUCGCACAGUUUCAAUAUCUAAGGAUGCUAAUUGUCAAUGCUGGUGACCGUGACGAUGAGAUUUUCUUAGAGAGGCUGGAGAAGUUGUUACCACCUAAGUCUCUAGAAGAAUUGUACCUAAGGCACUUCUGUGGACAUACUACACCAGCAUGGAUAGCCCCUAAAUUGCUUGAUCGACUACAAUAUCUUUGUAUCGAAGACUCAUGUGUGUUACAACGUCUGAGUGAUCGUUUCAGGGGUAGUGAAGGAAAUAAAUGGAAAAUUGAAGGACUAUGCUUGAAAUACUUGCCAAAUCUAGAGGAGACAUGGGAAGAAAUCAAAAGUGCAAUGCCUGGGCUAAAGUAUGUUGAAGUAAGCCACUGCAACUCGCUGAAAUCGUUCUCGUGUAAUGUUAAGAAUAUAGACUUUUGGAGAAAACCAGAGGAAGAAGAUGAUGAUGAGAUGAAAUAAUCUGUUAGUAUAUAUUCAGUUUGUGGCAUUGUUUGCUGUUGUAUUACACUCUACUUAGUUUGAUGUAUUUCUCAUUUCACUUUUGAUUUGUAACAAUAUUUAUUGUAAUUAAGUAGCUUUAACUAUUGUGGUAUUCACUAUUCAGAAUAGUCAUAUGAAUAGCAAGUGUUGUAAUAACAUUUAAGAGUGAUUGUUUUGUAUAUGCUGCCAUUGAUAA